Lycium ferocissimum is the source of this 1132-nucleotide messenger RNA. Its product is annotated as NAD(P)H:quinone oxidoreductase-like. Lineage: Eukaryota; Viridiplantae; Streptophyta; Magnoliopsida; Solanales; Solanaceae. Gene Ontology annotation, cellular component: cytosol. The record is from RefSeq and is a predicted model, not a curated record. Bases 255 to 857 code for a protein of 200 amino acids. Gene Ontology annotation, molecular function: oxidoreductase activity; FMN binding. The transcript has 3 exons.
GUCUAACACUUAAGCGGAUCCAGAAUUUUUAAUUUAUGAGUUUGAAUAAUAGUAGUAACUUUUUUUAGUUAUAUAGAUAUAAAUAUAGGAGUUUGAGUCAAAGUUACUGGUAACUCGAAUGGCCCUUUAAUUUUAAAUGCUCGUCAUGGCAUCCGUCAGGCCUUCUGAAUUCCUGUAUAUAAAUUUGUGAUGAGUAGAAGCAUUACAUGAAAAGACAGAAUAAGAAAUAGAAAGAAAAAAAAAUCCAGAGUGGAAUGCAAGCAGUGGCGAUGGCAGCUCAACCAGUGAUCAAGGUAGUUGGGCUCUGCGGUUCCCUCCGUGAAGCUUCCUGGAAUCGGGGUCUCCUCAAUGCCGCGAUGGAGAUAUGCAAGGAUUCUAUAAAAGGAAUAGAGUUUGAGUACGUGGACAUAUCGCAGUUGCCGUUUACGAACGAGGACCUUGAGGUGAAGGAAACUUAUCCCUCAGCUGUGGAGGCUUUUCGUAAAAAGAUUGAAGAAGCUGAUUGUUUCCUUUUUGCUUCUCCUGAGUACAAUUACUCCGUCACUGCACCCUUGAAAAAUGCAAUUGAUUGGGCAUCUCGACCUCCAAAUGUUUGGGCUGAUAAAGCAGCAGCAAUUGUGAGUGCUGGAGGUAACUUCGGUGGAGGACGAUCACAAUAUCACCUUCGACAGAUAGGAAUCUUCAUUGAUCUUCAUUUCAUUAACAAGCCUGAACUUUACGUUUGGGGCUUCGAGUCACCACCAAAGUUUGACAGUGAUGGUGUGCUGAUAGAUGAAGAAACCAAGCAGAGACUCAAAGCUCUUCUUUUGGCUUUACAGGCAUUUUCCUUGAGACUGAUCAAAGGCAAGUCUGAGUAGCUUCUACUGGUAAAUGUGAUCCAUUUGUUCAUCCAAUAUGGGAUGGUGAAAAUUGUAUCCAGUCAAUAUAUCCAGCUCUCAGGAAAAAAGGGUUCUUGUACUUGUAGCCUUGAAGCAUCUUUUCAGUUGAUUUGUUAAGUUAGCAGGAUUGAAAGUGUGUAAAAGUUUCAUGUAGUUUGAUUGAAUAAUUGCUGGAUAAGUAAAAUCUCUACCUAAAUUAGUACUAGUUGUAUUAAGUUACUCUGGCUUAAUGUUCACUCUCGAAUUUACUUUCC